This is a messenger RNA of Aspergillus viridinutans, 1053 nucleotides long. Its product is annotated as urease accessory protein UreD. Bases 1 to 1053 code for a protein of 350 amino acids. NCBI's taxonomy places the organism in Eukaryota, Fungi, Ascomycota, Eurotiomycetes, Eurotiales, Aspergillaceae. Gene Ontology annotation, molecular function: nickel cation binding. The record is from RefSeq and is a predicted model, not a curated record. The transcript has a single exon.
AUGGCAUCGCCGUUUGAAUCUUCUCUUGUUGCCUCUGGCCAUGGCGAGGUCGUCCUCACUCUUCUUCCACCGUCCAUCCCAAGCCUUACAACUCUAUCCUACAAAUAUCCCUUGAAGCUGCUCACCCACUCGCCCCGUUUCCUUCCCCAGUCAUCCGCCCUGCCAUGCGUUUCCCGGCCGGUCCACCUCUAUAUCCUCAGUUACGGCGGCGGCCUGCUGCCCGGCGAUGAAAUCUCCGUCUCCAUCAUCCUCAACCCGCAAACGAGACUGGUGAUCAGCACUCCGCAAGGAUGUAACAAAAUCUACCGCACAGAGGCCACGAGCAAGGCUCGGAGCCGACUCGCAGUUCCCGCGAAUGGCCUGCACAGAAUGAGCCGGCAAAUCCUGGACGUCCGCAUCGAGAGACAGGCCGCACUCUGUUACUUGCCCGACCCGAACGUGCCAUUCAAAGACAGCCGCUAUGAGCAGGUCCAGAUGUUCACCGUGGAGUGGGCAACCGAGGCCAGCAACCGCAGUAGCCUCUGCGUGUUGGACUGGGUCACAGAAGGACGAACCGCACUGGGCGAGAAGUGGGAUUUCCAACUGUGGCGAGGGAAGAACGAAGUGUGGACUGUGGAUGGAACGGGGGCCAAGAAGCUCCUGCUGCGCGACUCGAUCAUACUUGAUGCAGAGUCGGAAGAGCAAGCAGGAGAGACGUGCGCGAGCACUGGCACGGGCCUUAUUCGCCAACGCACUGGAUCGAACAGCAUCAUCGGGACUUUGAUUCUCUACGGACCUGUGUUUGAGAAGCUGGCAGCCUUCUUCAUGCACCGAUUUCAGUCGCAGCCUCGUAUUGGAUCCCAGAACUGGUCGUCAUCCUCGCAGAAAGCGCCGCCUUUGCCGAAUGUCGAAACAGACGCGGUAUGGACUGCUGCGCGGGUGCGAGCCAGCUUUGUGAUCGUCAAGUUUGGCGCAAAGGAUGUGGACGGAGCGAAGAGGUGGCUGGGUGAUCUUCUGCGGGAAGAGGGGAGCAUUGCAGCAGAGUUUGGUGAAGAAGCUUUGCUGUGUUUGUAA